Messenger RNA from Dendronephthya gigantea, 4146 nucleotides. RefSeq lists its product as uncharacterized. Lineage: Eukaryota; Metazoa; Cnidaria; Anthozoa; Malacalcyonacea; Nephtheidae. The transcript has 21 exons. Bases 243 to 4061 code for a protein of 1272 amino acids. The record is from RefSeq and is a predicted model, not a curated record.
UCUCCAUGACAACCAAGUAAAAACCUUGCCGAGGAAAUGUGAACCAUACUUUCAUAAUAAAAAGUCUUGGCAAAAUAUGGCGAUAUAUUCGGGAAUAUACUUGUGGAAAUUACAGUGUGUGGUACAGUGGUACAUGCUGGUUGUCAGCAAGAAAGCUGAGUAACAAUAUGGCAGGAAACAAUCUUAACUGUAAUGACUACAUUUAAAGCAGUUCAUAAAUUAUAAACGAGAUUAUAUUAAACAUGUCUGCACGUAGACAGAAACUAUAUUUCUUUGACCAAGAUCAACCCACACACGUCAGACGCAAGCGAAAACCAGUCGAUCAGCUUCCAUUCUCUCUUCCUUUUACCGGAGUAAGCGGAACACUGAAAGUUGAAGCUUAUUUACGGCAACAAAUAAAAAUUUCUGAAGCAGCCGGUGAUAGUUCACCUCAAACACCUGACCAAAUCACAAAUAAUAAUGAAGAUAUCGAUGAUCAGAAACAAACAAAAGAUGGCUUUUUGCAACAAGAUGGCGAUCAAAGUGUUGCAAAGGCGACGCGAAAGGGGAAAUCACUCGCAACGUUUUCAGAAUACAAUGAGCCUGACGAAGACGAAGAUACGCAGAGAUUUUUAUUCGAAGAAAAUAAAUUUGCAGCUCCCAAUCUUCUUGCACACUUGGGCAGGAUUCUUGAGAUUCUCUACGAGACACGGGUCGACCGAAAUAAUAAUAUUUCCGCACGCGUAAAAACGCUUGAUAAUUGGGCCAAUUUGACGACGUCAAACAAUCGCUAUCUAAAUUUGUCCACAAGUCAUUUUAAUUUACGCGCUAUAGGAAUUUCUAUACCGUUUCACUUAGCCGAGAAAUUAAAGUGGAACUUUGAGCAGUUGAUAGUCAACACUGUAUACUCUAAACGCCAAUGGCAAACGAUAGGAUAUAAACAGCAAGCAAAUAUAACACGUUCAGUUACCGGGGAAUUUGAUACCUCGCAGCAACAAGGUAUGUCUGAGCUACACGAAGUUACAGAAACGAAGUCGGGAGAAGAUAUAGCAAAUAAUGAAUUUAGCGGAAAACAUAAUCGAAACAAGCGUGAUAGCCUUACGAGCAAGAAAUCCAAGAAGAUAACAGAUGAUUCAAAAACGCUUCCUGAGACAUCACAAGACUCUCAGAAACGAGGUAGCGUUUCCUUUGUAAGUAAGAAGUCAAGAAAGUCAACUACUGAUGAGCAAGUUCAAAAACCAUCAAUUCAUGUUGAAACAGUUACGGAUGAUAAGCGAGAUAGUAUUUCAGAUUCAAUUGGCCAGUCACCAAACUCAAAUGAAGAUCAACUUCUCUUGAAACCAACUCAGACAGUCUCAACAAACACGGUGAAACGAGACAGUAUUAGUAGCAUGAAGGAUGAAGAUCAGCUUAAAGAUGGUGAACUUCUCAAGAGUGUACAAGGUUUUAGACGAGAAUCUUUAAAGUGUAUAAAUGCCGUUAAAGCUCCAAGAACUCGACUGGAGAAAUACAAAUACAUACCAGACAAGUCACAUUUAGCUCUCUCUUGGAGAAAAAAAGUCGAUAAAGAAGCCCCAAACAGUAAAGAGAAGGAUGGUAAAGAGAAAAAAAUGACAGAUGAAACUGGAACAGAAAAGGAUUUAAUUGGACAGGAACUUGAAAACGAGUAUAUUUCAUAUCAUAGAAUGAAUAAAGAGGAAGGUCCAAUGUCCGGGCAUUCCAUUUUUUUUUCUCUCAUGUCCAAGACUUGCGAAGACAAUGGUUGGGUUCAUCACGUUAAUCCUGACGCGGAUUUAGAAAGAUUAACAGUAAUUGAAUGGGCCCGUGCCAGGCUGCAAGAAGCUAUCCAAAAAAGUUCAGAACACGAUCUUUCGAAACACGGUUCGGAGCUGGUAAUAAAACAAUACGGAGGGGCGAAAAUAGAUGUUAAUCAACAAACUAAAAUCUGGAUGAAACAAUGCGAAGAAAAAAGUCUAGUUUGCAUCACAAAGUUUGUGACGUUUAUGCCUGACCAUGAAGACACCACCUUCAAACAACCAAAGGUUAAAAAGGUCGCGCCCGUUGUUCUGAAGGAAUAUGGAGAGAAAAUUGUCGGGAAAGUUCGGAAGGGAAGACAGAAGAUCAAGAGAACGCCUUCAGGAACUGCUAAGAUUGAUCUAUUUAUCAUUGCUUUACCUGAUAAUACAUUAAAUUUGUACUAUCCAUCAGGAAAAAUUGCUGUUUGUACGGCAAGAAAUAUGGUUGGAGAAGGAAAAUACACAUACGUUUAUGGAACCGACGGUGAAACGUUAUUAGCCUACUUUACACCUACAAAUGCUUUCUGCUGUGAUAAGUCUGGAAAGAUCUUCAUGUGUACGCCAAAGGAAGGUACUAUUUAUAACAAGGAAAACACUCUGAUAGAACACUGGACAUGGAAGACCUGUAUAAAAAAUCCAGUCAAAACAUUUGAGUUGAACGAGUUUUUAACACUGAAAAUAGCCAGUCGAAAUCAGAUGAACGUGCAUUUUUCUGCAAGACAAGAUACGUACAAAUUGAAUGUCGGAAUUACCCAAGAUUUACAUUGUAUUCUGGUCAAUUCUGCGGGUGAAAUGAUGACCACAGGUGAUUAUCUGUCAGAAGUUGCGCAACAGUUGACAGUUUUGAAAACGAACAAAGUCCCGCGAACAAGACGUGAAGAAAGAAGAGCUCGGGCUCAACAAAGGAAAUCUAGCCAACAAAGCAAUCCUGAAGAUUUACAAGCACAAAGGAAAGAAGAUUUAGAUAAAAUAUUUCCAGAAAGAAAAAAUUUAGCUCUUGAUCUGCCUUCAGAUGUUGACCUGUAUAAAAUGAGACGAAGAAUUAAAGGUAUUGUGUACGAUUGGAUGGAAAGUUAUCGCUUUUUGGCUGGCAUUUCAGUUUCAGUUAAAAUCCCGGAUAGAAGAACACAUCGUAAGCACACUAUGUCAGCCAAGUCACUGCCAGGAAAAAUGCCUUCAACCCAAGUAACUUUCAAAAGAUCAGGUUCACCAAUGAUUACCGCUGAACAUCGUGCACCGUCUGCUCCACCUUUGCCACGUGGUGAGAAAGUCAACGUAGUACCGCUAGAGAAUUUUGUAAAAUCUGUAGAAGGACUCCUGGAGUAUGGAAACGAGUCGCGUGAUUAUCCUGGUGUUUCUUCUGUCUACUUGACUGAAAUGGACAGAGAAAAAAUUCUAGCGAACCAGGCGGGUCUUAAACCUCCAUUCCGAUGUGGUAUGAUGUCAUAUGAGAAUCGAAAUUCGUCACUGAAGGAAGGCUGUCCUGUAGCACUACGUGCUGAGCUUCUGGGCGAAAAAUACCCGUGUUGUCGAUGCAGAAAGCGAGAAAUUCCUUUUGUAUCAGAUUUUGCGUACGACAAAUUCAUUAAAGAAAGUGUUCCACAUACACAGUUGUUAGUUGUCAGCAUUAUUUCAUCCAGAAACCCAUCAGUGACACAAUGUACAAGUAUGUUGGAACAACUUUAUUAUGAGAAAAACAGAAAUCGUUCGUUUCCUUGCGCUCAGGCUCGCAAUGAUUCAUAUCGUAUUGUAUUAUAUAAUAUUGAUAGUGUUGUGAGGAUUGAACAACCUCUGUUGGUUAAAAGACACAAUGUUAUUCCUGGAAUGUUUUUGAUGUAUAUUGGAGGUAAGCUGUUGUUUGCAGAUCAUAUUUUCAAUGGAUAUGGAAAUGCUCGAAAAGAUUUUCUGAAGCAGAUUGCGAAGACAAGAAAAGAUUAUUCACAAGGCUUGUUUUUACCAAUGGAUUUCCGACUGAGUCCGUCGCCGUGCCGAUCGGGUCCUCGUGCAGCAUGGGGCGGUGAGAUAGGUGGUAUAUCACGAAGUGCAUUAUGUCAUAGUUCAGAUUUAGAUAUGACGCGAAGUUUAAUUUCAUCUGAAGAAAGUCGUUUGCCUUCUGCCGCUACUACAAUUUCGUCAGAAAUGACUGUUUUGAGAGCUAACGGUGCGAAAUCGGCGGCAAGUUUCAUCAAUCUUGGACUUGCCAUAGACAGUCCGUUGUUUCACAAGCAUAUUAAGAGCAAGUCACCAAUACUAAGAAAGACGGUUCCCGCUAAAGGUCGAGCAUGACGGUUAGUGGACUAAAACUAGUGUAAGUGAAAUUAUUUAUUGUAUAAAGAUCUAUUUAUAGUUGGUAAAUAAAUUGAGAUUGUGA